ACGAACCGAAGAAUAUCCAUUCUACCCUCUGCUGCCCAGUCACCGCAUGUACUUCGGCCGUGCUGGGACAUACUAUUUUGUAGAUCACUACAACAUAUUCUCCAUAAUGAAGCUGGCACUUGCCUCUCUUAUAGCCCUCGCGGCCACUUGUGCCAAUGCCCACUUCACUAUGCAGUACAUCUGGAUCAAUGGCGUUGACCAAGGACAAAAUGUCGAUAUUCGAGUGCCACCCAACAACAACCCAGUGACCGAUGUCACUUCCAAGGACCUCACCUGCAACGUUAAUGGCCUCUCCGGCUCCGGCGUCAGCACUGCUACCGUCCCUGCUGGUGCUACUAUCACCUUUGAAUGGCAUCAACACGAUCAGCGUACUGGUGAAGACGCCAUCUCGGGUGGACACAAGGGAGCAGUCCAGGUUUACGUUGCAAAGGCUCCUUCCGAUGCUGCCUCUUUCGAUGGUCAGGGUGCUGUCUGGACCAAGAUCUACUCAUCCGGUCUUGUGGACCCAUCGAGCCAAGAGUGGGCAACUGAUGUCGUGAACACUAACGGAGGAAAGCACUCUGUGACCCUUCCCGCUUCUCUUCCUGCUGGUCAAUACCUUCUCCGCGCCGAAAUUAUUGCGCUCCACGUUGCACAAUCAUACCCUGGCGCGCAAUUCUACAUUGGCUGCGCUCAGGUUAACAUCAGCGGUGGCGGUAGUGCAAGCCCUCCGAAGAUUGCUAUCCCUGGUGCCUACAAGUCGACUGACCCGGGUAUCACCGUCAACAUCUACAACAACCUCCAGGGUUACACUGCCCCCGGUGGCGCCGUCUGGUCCGGUUGAAGGAGCUUAACAGUAGUAUCUUGAGUUUUCUAGCAUAACAUCUAUACGCCUUGAACGAAUACGAUGUGUUCGAUCAAAUAUCGCUUCCGUCCGAUCAUGUCACGGAAACUUCGAUGAUUCGCGCCCUUCCCCUACAUGACUUUGAACUCUUGGUAUUUGGUCUAAUA
Somion occarium is the source of this 990-nucleotide messenger RNA. The record is from the annotation of a GenBank genome assembly. NCBI's taxonomy places the organism in Eukaryota, Fungi, Basidiomycota, Agaricomycetes, Polyporales, Cerrenaceae.